This is a messenger RNA of Xylaria bambusicola, 2793 nucleotides long. RefSeq lists its product as uncharacterized. The transcript is spliced from 2 exons. The record is from RefSeq and is a predicted model, not a curated record. Gene Ontology annotation, biological process: carbohydrate metabolic process. The coding region runs from base 232 to 2634 and encodes 800 amino acids. Gene Ontology annotation, molecular function: hydrolase activity, acting on carbon-nitrogen (but not peptide) bonds. NCBI's taxonomy places the organism in Eukaryota, Fungi, Ascomycota, Sordariomycetes, Xylariales, Xylariaceae.
UACUCCGCUAGCCUUUGAUCCUGCCAUGUAACCUCAGAUUAUGACCGUGAGGCGGGUCUGGCCCUGUCGAUCGACGCCUCGAGGCUUGGAGGAGCUGGGCGACGCUCGCCGGCGUCUUAUAAUACGAGCUCUCCUGACUUUCAAACGAUCGACAGUUCCGUGGCUCUGAACCCUCUGUCUGUCUGUCUGUCCCUCGCGGCAUUGCAGCCAACUUCACCAAUAACAAAGACGAUGCUGCUGCUAUCCAUCUUCAGCGGUGUCACCGUGGCGCUGCUCGCCCAUGGCGCGUCAUCCACCUCUGUUUCGCGGAAGCGACAGAUCCCCAGGGGUGACUGCCAGAAAGAUCUCAUGAUCGACGACUUCAAGACAUGGACGAAUGGGACGAAUGCAUUACGAGGAGCAACAAGCGAUGAUGCUACCAUGAACGCGACCAGCAUAAGCGGCGGUGUAUUAACGUUCACACCCAGCCACCAGGAUGUCUCGUACAUAUACGAGCAAUGGGACUGCCUAAACACCGACGACAAGGGUUACGACAGCGUCUCCUUCACCAUCAAGGGGCCCGCGGCGGCCUCAGUGUCACUCGAGCUGCAGACCAAGAGGAACUGCCGCGCCAACACCGCCUACCAGAGCUACUACUACACUGUCAACGGCCUGACCGGCUCUAUGCAGAACGUCACCAUCCCGCUCAGAAACUGGACGGGUGCAAGCCUCCAAGGAGUCGUGGGCUUCGUGUGGUACGGCUUUUCCGCCGGCCUGACAGGCGACGACAACGAAUGGAAGCUGCAGAAUUUCCAACUGCAUUGUGACAAUGACGACGAUGACGAUGAUUUCCCGUGGCAGGCGGACAAGCGCAACGAGGAGAAGCAAGCCCUUGCGCUCCGAGCUGCAGCGGACAUAGCUGAGACGCAAAACCAAGCCCGAGCCGCAGGUGACGCGGCCUGCUCGACGGCGCUGAUCGACGACUGGGCGUCGCAGUCGCGGCUGACGUUCCUGUACUACAACGCGAUGCUGAAGCCGACGAGCGACGACGGCACGAUGAAGUCGGUGGUGGUGGCCAGCAACAAGGUGACGCUGACGCCCACGAACAAGAACUCGUACUUCUACUCGCAGUUCGGGUGCUUCGACGCGCGGAGCUACGGCGGCAUCUCGGUGCGGAUCAACGCGGCGAGCGGCACGACGUUCGACGUGCAGCUGUCGUCGAGCAAGUCGAGCAGCUCGUGCAACGGCGACUCGACCACGGACGUCCUGGUGAGCUCCAAGAACCUGGGCUGGACGUUCAACGGCAAGGAGCAGCUAUACACGAUCCCGUUCAGCAAGUUCAGCGGCCUCGACUUGUCCAAGUUCACCAUGAUCAUCCUCUCCGGCUUGAACAAGGAAGUGACGUUGGGGCCCAUGGCUAUGUACUGCGGGAACACGCCGGCUGAGUACGUGGCGCCGGCCAUCCAACAGCCGACGGAGCCGACGGGCACCGUGUCAGCGCCGACGUCGACGGCGACGGCCUUCGUCAUCGACAACUUCGCGAGCAAGGAGACGAAUGCCCUGGGCAACUGGCACGGGUCCGAGGACGAGGGCCUCACGGUGACGUACAGUCGUAAUAAGAUGACGCUGCAGACCAACGACGCGGACCUAGGCUGGGUGACGCAGAUCUCCGACACGUGCCGCGACAUGCGCGGCUUCGACAAGUCGUACCUGCACAUCGCCUACAGCGGCAGCAACAAGUUCACGGUGGCGAUGCAGCAGCACAACAGCGCGUGCAACAACGACGCGAUGCCGUACCCGGAGACAUGGGACUCGCUCGAGGCCGCGCGCUACGCCACCUCGAGCGACAUCUACAUCCCCAUCAACCACUUCAAUGUGGACCGGAGCAAGGUCAUCGGGUUCGCGCUCAAGGGGUUCUACUCGUCCACGGCGACCGUCAUCUCCAAGAUCGAGGUCGUCAGCUCCGUGCCCUCGAGCUUCAAGGUCCCCGUGAAGCUGCCCUCGGGCACCUUCGUGUUCGCCUGCAAGCGGCCCAACUCCUUCGCCUUCGCCAUCGACGACGGCGACCCGGCGUACGCGCAGCGGGUCAUGAAGAUCAUCGACGACGCCGGGUUCAAGGCGACCUUCUUCACGGUCGGCGCGCCGCUGCUCGACCCCUCGACGAACCUGAGCGCCGUGUACCGCGAGAUGCAGCGCAAGGGCCACCAGAUCGCGCUCCACAGCUACACGCACCCCGGCCUGGAGGGCCUCGCGGACGAGGCCUCCAUCGACUGGGAGUACACGAACGACCUGAAGGCGGUGCAGCAGGUCUUCGGGACGUCCUCGGGGAUCAGCACGCGGUACUUCCGGCCGCCCUUCGGCACCGAGGGCGCGCGCAUGCGGCAGCGGUACGCGACGCUCGUGUCGGACCCGUACAUCGUGCAGUGGAGCGUCGACGUCGAGGACUGGCUCUGGGCCGAGACCAACACCCCGGAGAAGCAGCUCGACGCCUUCAAGCGCGACGUCGCCGCCGGGGGCAGCAUCACCGUCAUGCACUACCUGUACGAGAGCACCGUGAGCUACCUGCCCCAGUUCAUCAAGAUCGCCAAGGCCACGGGGAAGCAGCUUAUGCGCGUCGACCAGUGCAUGAUGGAUCCUAAUGCGCCGCCGUUGUAAAAGUUCAAAUCAAAAUGAAAAGAAAAAAAAAGGUAUAGGUUUUCAUAGCGAGAAAGAGAAAUGACUGUCAAGUACUUAGCAGAGGACACGCACGUUUUAUAUCUUAUUGGAGCGGGCAAAAAUGUUCAAGAAGCAUGGAUCGCUUCUCUCUCUCAGUCA